Molecule: messenger RNA, 3873 nt
Organism: Phodopus roborovskii (desert hamster)
Lineage: Eukaryota; Metazoa; Chordata; Mammalia; Rodentia; Cricetidae
Gene: Kcnt2
Product: potassium sodium-activated channel subfamily T member 2
Exons: 28
Coding region: 78-3485 (1135 amino acids)
Biological process (GO): potassium ion transport
Cellular component (GO): membrane
Molecular function (GO): intracellular sodium-activated potassium channel activity
Source: RefSeq, a predicted model, not a curated record
CCCCCUUCUGCAGCGUUCGCUGCCCCUCGCUGUCCUCCUCCAUCCCUUGUUGGAUGUUGCCCACUCCUUAAGGAAGAAUGGUUGAUUUGGAGAGCGAAGUGCCCCCUCUGCCUCCCAGGUACAGAUUUCGGGAUUUGCUGCUAGGGGACCAAGGCUGGCAAAAUGAUGACAGGGUUCAAGUUGAAUUCUACAUGAAUGAAAACACAUUUAAAGAGAGAUUAAAACUGUUUUUCAUUAAAAACCAGCGAUCAAGUCUAAGAAUCCGCUUGUUCAACUUUUCCCUCAAAUUGCUAAGCUGCUUAUUAUACAUUAUCCGAGUGCUGCUUGAGAAACCUUCACAGGGAAAUGAAUGGUCUCACAUAUUUUGGGUUAACAGAAGUCUACCUUUAUGGGGCUUACAGGUCUCAGUGGCAUUGAUCAGUCUAUUUGAAACAAUACUCCUUGGUUAUCUCAGUUAUAAGGGAAAUAUCUGGGAACAGAUUUUACGAAUCCCAUUCAUCUUGGAAAUAAUCAAUGCGGUCCCCUUCAUUAUCUCAAUAUUCUGGCCUACCUUAAGGAAUCUAUUUGUCCCUGUUUUUCUAAACUGUUGGCUUGCCAAACAUGCCUUGGAAAAUAUGAUUAAUGAUCUUCAUAGAGCCAUUCAGCGAACACAGUCUGCAAUGUUUAACCAAGUUUUGAUUUUGAUAUCUACACUACUAUGCCUUAUCUUCACUUGCAUUUGUGGAAUUCAGCAUCUGGAACGAAUUGGCAAGAAACUCAAUCUCUUUGACUCCCUUUAUUUCUGCAUUGUGACAUUUUCUACUGUGGGCUUUGGGGAUGUCACUCCUGAAACAUGGUCUUCCAAGCUUUUUGUUGUUGCUAUGAUCUGCGUUGCUCUUGUGGUACUACCCAUACAGUUUGAACAACUGGCCUAUUUGUGGAUGGAGAGACAAAAGUCAGGUGGAAACUAUAGCCGUCACAGAGCUCAGACUGAGAAACAUGUUGUCCUGUGUGUCAGCUCCUUGAAGAUUGACUUACUCAUGGAUUUUCUAAAUGAAUUCUAUGCGCAUCCGAGACUGCAGGAUUACUAUGUGGUGAUUUUGUGUCCUACGGAGAUGGAUGUGCAAGUUCGGAGGGUGCUACAGAUUCCAAUGUGGUCCCAGAGAGUGAUCUACCUUCAAGGCUCAGCCCUUAAAGAUCAGGAUCUCCUGAGAGCAAAGAUGGACAAUGCGGAGGCCUGUUUUAUCCUGAGCAGCCGCUGUGAAGUGGACAGGACAUCAUCUGAUCACCAAACAAUUUUGAGAGCAUGGGCUGUGAAAGAUUUUGCUCCAAAUUGUCCUUUGUAUGUCCAGAUACUAAAACCUGAAAAUAAAUUUCACAUCAAAUUUGCAGAUCAUGUUGUUUGUGAAGAAGAGUUUAAAUACGCCAUGUUAGCUUUAAACUGUAUAUGCCCAGCAACAUCUACACUUAUUACACUACUGGUUCAUACCUCUAGAGGGCAAGAAGGACAGCAGUCGCCAGAACAGUGGCAGAAGAUGUACGGGAGGUGCUCGGGAAAUGAAGUCUAUCACAUCGUUUUGGAAGAAAGUACAUUUUUUGCUGAAUAUGAAGGGAAGAGUUUUACCUAUGCCUCUUUCCAUGCACACAAAAAGUUUGGUGUCUGCUUGAUUGGUGUUAGGAGGGAGGAUAAUAAAAACAUUUUGCUGAACCCAGGUCCUCGAUAUAUUAUGAAUGCUUCAGACAUAUGUUUUUAUAUUAAUAUUACCAAAGAAGAAAAUUCAGCAUUUAAGAACCAAGACCAGCAGAGAAAAAGCAAUGCAUCAAGGUCAUUUUAUCAUGGGCCUUCCAGAUUGCCUGUUCACAGCAUCAUUGCCAGCAUGGGUACUGUAGCUAUAGACUUACAAGACACAAGUUGUAGAGCAGCAAGUGGCCCUACACUGGCUCUUCCUUCAGAAGGAAGCAAAGAAUUAAGAAGACCUAGUAUUGCUCCUGUUUUAGAGGUUGCAGAUUCGUCAUCAAUUCAGACAUGUGAUCUUCUAAGUGAUCAAUCAGAAGAUGAAACUACACCAGAUGAAGAAACUUCUUCAAAUUUAGAGUAUGCCAAGGGCUACCCACCUUACUCUCCUUACAUAGGAAGUUCUCCUACUUUUUGUCACCUACUUCAAGAAAAAGUGCCCUUCUGCUGCUUAAGAUUAGACAAGAGUUGCCAGCAUAACUACUAUGAGGACGCAAAAGCCUAUGGAUUCAAAAAUAAACUAAUUAUAGUUGCAGCUGAAACAGCUGGAAAUGGAUUAUAUAAUUUUAUUGUACCUCUCAGGGCAUAUUAUAGACCAAAGAAAGAAUUAAAUCCCAUAGUUCUCCUAUUGGAUAACCCGCCAGAUAUGCAUUUUCUGGAUGCAAUCUGUUGGUUCCCAAUGGUUUACUACAUGGUGGGCUCUAUUGACAACCUAGAUGACUUGCUCAGGUGUGGAGUGACCUUUGCUGCCAACAUGGUGGUUGUGGACAAAGAGAGUACCAUGAGCGCAGAGGAAGAUUACAUGGCGGAUGCUAAAACGAUUGUGAAUGUGCAAACGCUUUUCAGGUUGUUUUCCAGUCUCAGUAUUAUCACCGAGCUUACCCACCCAGCAAAUAUGAGAUUCAUGCAAUUCAGAGCCAAGGACUGUUACUCUCUUGCACUUUCAAAACUGGAGAAGAAAGAGCGAGAACGGGGUUCUAACCUGGCCUUUAUGUUUCGACUGCCUUUCGCCGCAGGGCGAGUGUUCAGCAUCAGCAUGUUAGACACGCUUCUGUAUCAGUCAUUUGUGAAAGAUUAUAUGAUUUCUAUCACCAGACUUCUGUUGGGACUGGACACCAUACCAGGAUCGGGGUUUCUUUGUUCUAUGAAAAUCACUGAAGAGGACUUGUGGAUCAGGACAUAUGCCAGACUCUACCAGAAGCUGUGUUCUUCUACUGGAGAUGUUCCCAUUGGGAUCUACAGGACAGAAUCUCAGAAACUAACUACAUCUGAGUCUCAAAUAUCCAUCAGCGUGGAAGAGUGGGAAGACACGAAAGACACCAAAGAGCCCGGGCAUCACCGCAGCAUUCACCGCAACUCCACCUCCAGCGACCAGUCGGACCACCCCUUGCUGCGGAGGAAAAGCAUGCAGUGGGCACGAAGGCUGAGCAGAAAAGGCCCGAAGCACUCCGGUAAAACUGCAGAAAAAAUAACCCAGCAGCGACUGAACCUCUACAGGAGGUCUGAAAGACAGGAGCUUGCUGAGCUUGUGAAAAACAGGAUGAAACACCUGGGCCUUUCCACGGUGGGCUACGAUGAAAUGAAUGAUCAUCAAAGCACCCUGUCCUACAUCCUGAUCAAUCCAUCUCCUGACACCAGGCUGGAGCUGAAUGAUGUUGUAUACUUGAUCCGACCAGAUCCACUGUCCUACCUUCCAAACAGUAAACCAAGUAGGAAAAACAGCAUCUGCAAUGCCGCUGUUCAAGAUUCUCGGGAGGAAACUCAACUCUAAUGAAAAGAAAUGAGAGACCUUAUUUUCCCUACAGGGAUCUUGCUUGAGAUCACUAAAAUGUUGUAGAUGGUCCUAAGGAACUGACUGGAAUGUAUUCAAUUUCUCACCUGUCUUCUAUUUAAAAACAAAAUCUAUUCUCUUAGAAAUACAGAUAGUUUUGAAACUUAAUGUGGUAUUUAUUGACAUUUCCCUGAUUAGUAUUUAAAUUUCAUCAGUAGGGGAUUCUAAAAAUGAAUAUAAAAGACAGAAGUUAAAAUCUGAUAUUUAACUGUUUAUGAAUAAUCAGAAUUAUAUGCAUUCUAUUUUAAAACAUUACUAAGACUUAUGAAAAUAAAGAAAUCCACCUAUAGACAGUGAAUCACAAGGGCACUGAAGUCUGGUUUUCUCC